Emiliania huxleyi CCMP1516 is the source of this 706-nucleotide messenger RNA. RefSeq lists its product as hypothetical. Lineage: Eukaryota; Haptophyta; Isochrysidales; Noelaerhabdaceae. The record is from RefSeq and is a predicted model, not a curated record. The transcript has 3 exons. The annotation marks the transcript as partial.
CUCGGAGGGGCAUCAUGCGCUCCCGGGGCCGCCCGACGGCGCGGGCCUCUUGCUGAUGGACCCAGCCGAGGUGCCCAACCAGUUGGAGUCGCGCCGGCGCGCUGCGGCGACCACCAGCCAGCUUUUCAGCGCGGUCGAGGACGGUGGCUGACGAAGCGCCACUCAUCGCUGCUUUCGCGCGCCUGCUCCACAGAGGGCUCCUGCGGCUCUCCCUCGUCGCGUGACCGCCGCCGACAUCAUGUGCUCGGUCGUCCCCGCCGGCGCGGAGCUGCGCCACGUCGAAUUGUUCGGCGGCUCGACCGCCGGCUCACCCGGUACCGCGAGCGACGAGCCGCGCCAAGUUUGCUCCAUUUCCGACAAGUUCAUCCCGCCCGAACGCCGAUCUUCGGCCGCCUGGAGGCCCAGGACGGGGCUCGGGACCGGCCAGGUGUGGAUUCUCCACGGCGCUGCGGUGUAUCUGCGCGCCCAUGGCGCGUUCAGGGGUGUGCCUGAGGCGUGUAGACUGCGGGGCGCCGCGAUAGCGCGGCGCCGACGGUUGUGUCGCGCACUGUCACACCCACGACACGGUCACAGUGUGUGUGCAGUGCGUCCACUCCGGCGACCGUGACGCCGUCGGCGCUCGCCUAUACCGGCUAGUGUGGAGCUUUCAGUGUGGUUGCGUGUUGUACUAGUGAUGCUGCACUAGGCGGCCCGUUUUUAGCAAAAA